This is a messenger RNA of Equus caballus (horse), 7853 nucleotides long. NCBI's taxonomy places the organism in Eukaryota, Metazoa, Chordata, Mammalia, Perissodactyla, Equidae. The record is from RefSeq and is a predicted model, not a curated record.
CAGUGAUUACGUACAGAGCGAGUCCCUGCGGGUUAGGGGCCCCCUCUGGAGCCAUCCUGAUGGCUUUGGGGGCCUUGCUUCCAUUUUCCAUUAUUAUGUGGACUACCGGAGCGACAGCGCAGUCCAAGACCUUGCAGGAUGUCUCGCCGCAAGCAAGCGAAACCGAGAUCCCUCAAAGACCCCAACUGUAAACUUGAAGACAAGACCGAAGAUGGAGAGGCAAUAGACGGUAAGAAGAGGCCGGAAGACGGAGAGGAGUUGGAAGACGAAGCUGUGCACAGCUGUGACAGCUGCCUCCAGGUGUUCGAAUCACUGAGCGAUAUCACAGAACACAAGAUUAAUCAAUGUCAGCUGACAGAUGGAGUGGAUGUUGAAGAUGAUCCCACUUGCUCUUGGCCAGCUUCCUCACCAUCCAGCAAGGACCAGACUUCCCCUAGCCAUGGAGAAGGGUGUGAUUUUGGAGAGGAAGAAGGCGGCCCUGGACUCCCAUAUCCAUGCCAAUUCUGUGACAAGUCGUUUAGCCGCCUCAGCUACCUAAAGCACCAUGAGCAGAGUCACAGUGACAAACUGCCUUUCAAAUGCACCUAUUGCAGUAGGCUGUUCAAACACAAGCGGAGCCGAGAUCGCCAUAUCAAACUCCACACAGGGGACAAGAAGUACCACUGCAGUGAAUGUGAUGCUGCGUUCUCCAGAAGUGAUCACUUGAAGAUCCACUUAAAGACUCACACGUCCAACAAGCCAUAUAAAUGUGCCAUUUGUCGCCGUGGCUUCCUGUCCUCUAGUUCCUUACAUGGACACAUGCAGGUUCACGAGAGGAACAAGGACGGUUCCCAGUCCGGUUCCAGGAUGGAGGACUGGAAGAUGAAGGACACUCAGAAGUGCAGUCAGUGCGAGGAAGGCUUUGACUUCCCAGAAGACCUCCAGAAGCAUAUUGCCGAGUGCCACCCUGAAUGCUCCCCAAAUGAGGACCGAGCAGCCCUCCAGUGUGUCUACUGCCACGAGCUCUUUGUAGAGGAGACCUCCCUCAUGAACCACAUGGAGCAGAUGCACGGCGGGGAGAAGAAGAACUCUUGCAGCAUUUGUUCUGAGAGUUUCCACACAGUUGAGGAACUGUACAGCCACAUGGAUAGUCACCAGCAACCCGAGUCCUGCAAUCACAGCAACAGCCCUUCCCUGGUCACGGUGGGCUACACCUCUGUGUCCAGCACGACUCCAGAUUCCAACCUCUCAGUGGACAGCUCAACCAUGGUGGAAGCUGCCCCGCCAAUCCCAAAGAGUCGAGGGAGAAAGAGGGCUGCCCAGCAGACCCCUGACAUGACUGUGCCCUCGAGUAAACAAGCAAAAGUUACCUACAGCUGUAUUUACUGCAACAAGCAGUUAUUUUCAAGUCUGGCAGUUCUGCAGAUUCAUCUGAAAACUAUGCAUUUAGAUAAGCCCGAACAGGCCCAUAUUUGUCAGUAUUGCUUGGAGGUAUUGCCCUCACUCUAUAACCUAAAUGAACAUCUUAAGCAAGUGCAUGAAGCUCAGGACCCAGGUCUGAUUGUUUCUGCCAUGCCCGCCAUAGUCUACCAGUGUAACUUCUGCUCUGAAGUUGUCAACGACCUCAACACUCUUCAGGAACACAUCCGAUGUUCUCACGGAUUUGCAAACCCUGCAGCUAAGGACAGCAACGCGUUCUUUUGCCCCCAUUGCUACAUGGGGUUUCUCACUGACUCUUCCCUUGAAGAGCAUAUAAGACAGGUCCAUUGCGACCUCAGUGGCUCCCGAUUUGGGUCUCCAGUGCUUGGGACUCCAAAAGAACCAGUAGUAGAAGUGUAUUCUUGUUCCUAUUGUACGAAUUCUCCAAUAUUCAACAGCGUUCUUAAACUGAACAAGCAUAUCAAAGAGAAUCAUAAAAACAUUCCCUUGGCCCUGAAUUAUAUUCAUAAUGGGAAAAAAUCCAGGGCCUUGAGCCCCCUCUCUCCUGUGGCCAUAGAGCAGACAUCUCUUAAGAUGAUGCAGGCAGUGGGAGGUGCGCCUGCACGUCCGGCUGGAGAAUAUAUCUGUAAUCAGUGUGGUGCUAAGUACACAUCCCUAGACAGCUUUCAGACUCACCUAAAAACUCAUCUGGACACUGUGCUUCCGAAAUUGACCUGUCCUCAGUGCAACAAGGAAUUCCCCAACCAAGAAUCCUUGCUGAAGCACGUUACCAUUCAUUUUAUGAUCACCUCAACGUAUUAUAUCUGCGAGAGUUGUGAUAAGCAGUUCACAUCAGUGGAUGACCUUCAGAAACACCUGCUGGACAUGCACACCUUUGUCUUCUUCCGCUGCACCCUCUGCCAAGAAGUUUUUGACUCAAAAGUCUCCAUUCAACUUCACUUGGCUGUAAAACACAGUAACGAAAAGAAAGUCUACAGGUGCACGUCUUGCAACUGGGACUUCCGCAAUGAGACCGACUUGCAGCUCCACGUGAAACACAACCACCUGGAAAAUCAAGGGAAAGUGCACAAGUGCAUUUUCUGUGGCGAGUCCUUUGGCACUGAGGUGGAGCUUCAGUGCCACAUCACCACUCACAGUAAGAAGUACAACUGUAAGUUCUGCAGCAAAGCCUUCCAUGCCAUCAUUUUGCUGGAGAAACACUUGCGGGAAAAGCAUUGUGUGUUUGAAACCAAGACUCCCAACUGUGGAGCAAAUGGGGCUUCUGAACAAGUGCAGAAGGAGGAAGUGGAGCUGCAGACCUUGCUGACCAACAGCCAAGAGUCCCACAACAGUCAUGACGGGAGCGAAGAAGAUGUGGACACCUCGGAGCCUAUGUAUGGGUGUGACAUUUGUGGGGCAGCCUACACGAUGGAAACUCUGCUGCAGAACCACCAGCUCCGAGACCACAACAUCAGACCUGGAGAAAGUGCCAUCGUGAAGAAGAAAGCCGAGCUCAUUAAAGGGAAUUACAAGUGUAACGUGUGCUCUCGAACCUUCUUCUCGGAAAAUGGCCUACGUGAACACAUGCAGACCCACCUAGGCCCUGUCAAACACUACAUGUGCCCUAUUUGUGGAGAGCGGUUUCCCUCCCUCUUAACUCUUACCGAACACAAAGUCACCCACAGUAAGAGUCUCGAUACUGGAAACUGCCGGAUUUGCAAGAUGCCUCUGCAGAGUGAAGAGGAGUUUUUAGAGCAUUGCCAAAUGCAUCCUGACUUGAGGAAUUCCCUCACAGGAUUUCGCUGCGUGGUCUGCAUGCAGACAGUGACCUCCACCUUAGAACUCAAAAUCCAUGGGACAUUCCACAUGCAAAAGACAGGGAAUGGGUCUGCGGUUCAGACCACAGGGCGUGGCCAGCACGUCCAAAAACUGUACAAGUGCGCAUCUUGCCUCAAAGAAUUCCGUUCCAAGCAAGAUCUGGUGAAACUUGACAUCAACGGCCUGCCAUAUGGUCUGUGUGCUGGCUGUGUGAAUCUCAGUAAGAGCGGCAGCCCAGGCAUCAACAUCCCUCCCGGCACGAAUAGACCAGGCUUGGGCCAGAAUGAGAAUCUGAGUGCCCUUGAGGGAAAAGGCAAGGCAGGGGGACUGAAGACUCGCUGCUCUAGCUGCAACGUUAAGUUUGAGUCUGAAAGUGAACUCCAGAACCACAUCCAAACGGUCCACCGAGAGCUCGUGCCAGAUAGCAAUAGCACACAGUUGAAAACUCCGCAAGUAUCGCCAAUGCCCAGAAUCAGUCCCUCCCAGUCGGAUGAGAAGAAGACCUAUCAGUGCAUCAAGUGUCAGAUGGUUUUCUACAAUGAAUGGGAUAUUCAGGUUCAUGUUGCAAAUCACAUGAUUGAUGAAGGACUGAACCAUGAAUGCAAACUCUGCAGCCAGACCUUCGACUCCCCUGCCAAACUCCAGUGCCACCUGAUAGAGCACAGCUUUGAAGGGAUGGGUGGCACCUUCAAGUGUCCCGUCUGUUUUACAGUGUUUGUUCAAGCAAACAAGUUGCAGCAGCAUAUUUUCUCUGCCCAUGGACAAGAAGACAAGAUCUACGACUGCACACAAUGUCCACAGAAGUUUUUCUUCCAAACAGAGCUUCAGGAAUAAUAUGAAUCACAUCGCACAGCGUUUUUGUGGUGACAACUAUAGUGUUCCCAUCUAUCGUGUCAAUCAGUCCUCCAGUCAACCCAGUAUCCUGUAACAGGUCUCUCUUCUGACCAACAGCAAGAACCUCACUCCAAAAUUUUGAAAAAUGCCUGGGGUAAACAGUCUGCUGUUAUCGCCUCUGGAGAGAUUCACCUUAAGAGAUUUCAACCUAAGAUCAUUUUCUCUUAUCCCUCCCUGGAUUUCCAUUCUCACAGUUUUUGAAAGCUUACCCUGUUCUCUUAGAAGCAAAACCUUAGCACAGCUUUGGGCUUGGGAGAGGAGAAACUCUGAACAGGAAAGGAGUCUUUCAUUAUUGGCCUCGCUCAAGAUCUCAAUGCCGAGCGCAACCUGUGUGUAACACCUGCUUUCUCAGAGGUGUGGAGCUGUAUACAGGCUUCUGGAUUGUUUUCGCAUUGCAUUCCAAAAAAACGAUUUUGAGAAGUAUGCUGACAGUUCAGCAUGAAAUGAUGUGUGUUCUGACACAGACUGUAUUGUAGCUAGGAAUCUAGCCUGAAGUGAUUUUACUGUAGCAUUUCUUUGAUUCUUUGGUUCAGGGCAGAAGAAGAAUUUUCCUUAAAAGUGUGUGUUUUAGGAUGUGACAAUAACUUCUCUCCAGUGCUGUGCGUGGAUUCAGCAGAUUGUUUCCACUUAACCCAUAUAAUUGCUUUCUUUCUUGAGGACCGAGGUUAAGGGGAAAAAAGUUUUUUUAUGUUAGUUUUUCAACAACUUUGGUGAGUCUGAAAUAUAUACCCAAGUAAAUGGGAACUGUAAUAGUGGUGUGUUCAGAAUCAAUCUCCUUUGCAGACCCGGAAAGGAACAUUGAAAAGCGUUCAUUUAGGUACUGCCAGAUGUAUUUCUGCAUGUGAGGUGGAGGCCGAACCACUUUGAAUGAUUUUCAGUGUUAUUAAGCAGACUCAGGAGCAACAGGCCUCAUGACAGGAGUCAAGAGCCAUGUGGCAGAAGUCCUGGGUGAAGGGAAGUUGCACAGCAAACCACGUCGUCGGAAAGAGAAGCACCCAAUGCAGACUUUAUUUGAACAUCUGAGUUAACAACUCUCUGGGAAUAUUUCUCUUCCUCUUGUCCAGCUCCUUCUGUGUUGUGGCUGGUGUGCAUUUGUGUUUGAAGUGCCAGGCGGUUUAAUGAAGUUAUUCUUUUAUAAAUUUUGCAACACUGAAGCAAGCAUGAGGGCUUUAAAUUAGAAUAAGUACCACUUCUGUAUGGCAGGUUCCUUUGAGGACUGAUUAGAAUGAGGCCUCCCGUCGCCCGGCCCUUUAUGCAUGGCAGUGUGGCUGUGUGGACUUGUUUAUAGCCCACCUUUGAAUUUGCAUGAGUAUGCACCAUGCCUGCUGCCUGGCCCUCUGUUACUCAAAGCUUUCUUUCUUCCAGGAUCAUGUUGAAUACUUCACUUUAAAGAGUUAUUUUUUUAAUUAUAUUGCUUUAUUGUAAUGAAUUAAAAUUAACUUGGAGUAGCAAAUUAUAUAAGGAUGUGAGGGUUAUAGAUUACUCUCACCAUAGCUACAGCACAUCUUUGUGUGGAGAACUAAAGGGCUGCCUUUCUAGUAGUUCUGCAGCAUGAGGGGUGAGGACACACAGACCUAGGAGCAAUGCCCGAAGAGGUGCCCCGGGAGUGGAGGAGAGGGGGAGUGAAAAGGAUGGGUUUCUGAAGCCAGAAGAGGCUCUUCUUGGCUAGAUGGUGGGUUGGGGGAAGCUCUGCCAUUUUAAGACCUGAAAGAUUCUGAGACAAGAGGAGAUGAUGGACGAGAGAAUACAAAUAUAUCUUGAGACCUGACAAGGUUCGGUACAGGAUAAGAAAGACACUUAAGCGUACCUGAUUUCUUCUCUUUGUGCCUGUGUGAACUGGCUUGAUAAACAGGGGUGAUUUCAGGAGAUGAGGAGGCAGGAGAUUGUUAAAGAAAGGGGACUUGAAACUUUCUACAGUACAUAAAAACAUGCAGGGAAAGGGGAAAGAAAAGAAAGCAAGCAAGAAAAAAAAAAAAAAAAAACCCACCAAACUUUGAGUUUGGAAAUUUUAUCUCUUCUCUCCAAACCCGGAUUUUUUUUUUUUUUAAUUUAAAGUGAGAGACACCCAAAAAUAAUUGAGCCUGUGAAAUGUUUGCAUUUUCAAAGGACUUAGAAUUUAAAACAAGGGCUACUCGGAGGCUCCUUUAGUUGCAUUCUUCAUGCAGGAACAUGAGCCCUGAGGGACAGAACGAUCAAAGGCAGACACGAGGAUUUUACCUGUAGAACCCACGCACGUGUGUAACUCUUUCCCCUUCUCCACAGCGCAUGCUCUUGUGCUUAGGCAUGGAUGUGCACAUGUGCACACAUGCUCAUGCACACACAGUCAUACUUAACACAGUUCAAUUAUGUAAAUCAAUACAUUGUCCUUUCACAGUUUUAUUCUUUUUAUGUAUAUUUACUAAAGCAAAUGCCGUGGUAGACAAGUCUUUGGUUACUUAUGAUGGGGAAAGAUUUUUUUAUAAAGAUUUAUAACAUGUUUGACUUACUCAAUGUGAGUUUACCUCCUAGAGAGUGUGGCAGUGUUUUGAGUAUAAGAAAGAAUACAGUAUAGAGAAGUGGCAUUUCUUUUUGCUUGUUGCCAAAGUUCAAUACACUAUUUUUCAUAAUUAUUGGAAUUUGGUUGAAGGGAAUCCUUGUUCAUAUCAAGUGGAAAAGCAGAGAGAGUCUUUGCUCCCUCCUUCUCCCUACAAAGGUUACCCUUUGAAUAUAAAUUACCACGCCUUGUGCUUCUCCCAUUCUAAUCAGAUGACCUUUUGAAUCUAGCGGCCCAGAGUUUAAAUCCUAAGCCUGCCAGUCAGUUUCUAAAUCAAUGCCCUGUUCCAACAGCUUUCCGGUACAUAACUUUAAAUUUCAAUGGAUUUCAAAACAGAAACGAAAUAGGUAAUGCUGGUGGAAUCUUGCAGCUCAUGUGAAACAACCCAACGUGACUGCAAGAUCUUGGGCCAAGUAAUGUGACUAUGGGUAAUUUCACUAACUAAAUCCUUCUUGAAAAAAAAAAACCCCUCUGGGAUUAAAAAUCUAAGAGAAAAGGGAGGAGCAGAAAAUUUGUAACGUUUGCAAGAGGACAUUUCUGAGCAAUUAUCAAUUUAAGCUCCCAUUAUUUGCUGCUAAUUACUACACAAGGCUGUUAAAUAUUUAGCAGAAGUUUGUUUAAUUGCGUUUGACUCAGAAGGAGAUGCCUGAAUACGGCUUGAGCAUCAAGAGCCAGUUGUGUGCACUACGAGCCAGGCAGAAAGGAAAUUUGUAUUCGCCCAAGAUGAACACAUUACAGUGUCAGACAAGCAGCCUUUUUUUCUUCCCUCCACAGAUUUAUUUAUCUUUAAGGUAUCUAAAAUUAGAGCACGAAGAAGGGGCACUGUUCACGGAUGUAAAAUUGGAAGGAGGUCAUUCUUAACCUUGUUUACAGAUGUUCUAGUUUAGAAAGCACCAGUGUGAUAAAUUAAACAUUACAGGGGGAAAAAUUAAAGCUUAGCAACAACUGGCACAUGGACACAUCUGUCUGUGAAGCACUGACUUAAUCCCUGAAUAUCUUAUUAGACUGUAUUGCUAUCAAAGCCUUCUGUCCCACAAUACGCUGGGAUCCUGCAAUUCCAGAAUCUGAACAGAAUCUUUAAGUUCUAGGCUCUCUUUCACUUUUGCUGGGUUUGUAUAGUUUGAUUUAAAUUUUCUGUUGGCUCCCUCCAUGUAAACAGGUAGCUCAAUUCAUUGUUUUCUUUUAAAAUAAACAUUAUACUUUUAAUAUA